CCGUGGCCACGCGUGUGCGUGUGCAUGGCCCGGCCCCGUCUCGGGGCGGUGUUGGCGGUGCCGUGGCGGGACGGCCGCGUCGAGGAGCGCUGGACACCAUGGUCUCGGGGGGCCCUGGCUGGUGCCUACUGGUGGGGCUCUGCACCCUCGUCCCUGCCACCACACAGCGAGGACCAGAAGAGGAUGUGACCCCCAGUGUUGGGCUGGAGGAGUUGGGGUACCACACCUCCCAGGAUGGGGACCCCCUCCAGGACCCCCAGCGCUGUGGCAUCACCUUCCACACCCCCAACCCCUGCAGCCCCCACGGGCCCACAGCCUUCGCCUCUCGCAAUGAGCUGGAUCACCUCAAGAGCCUCUUGCAGGACACCAAGGCCAGCCUGAAGGACGUGGAGAUGGCGGCCAUGCUGGAGGAGAACCAGACCCGUUACCAGGACAUCAUCACCGAGGCGCUGCCCGCCAUCCAUGAGGCCAACCUGGAAUUUCGGGAGAGCCUGGAUAAUGUCCGCAGGGAGCUGGAGGCUCACGUGGCAGAGGCUGAUCACCCACGGACAGCUGAGAAGAAGGAGAAGCUGCGGAAGGGUGUCCAUGUGGUGGCACACAUGCUGCGCCUCACAGGGCGCCUGGCCCAGACCCUCGAUGCUGCCUCACAGCGCCUUGAUGCUGAGCUCAGCCAGCGCCUGCAGAGCUCGGCUGCCAUCGCCAUUGAGCCCUAGGGCAGCGGGGAUGGGCUCCGCCAUCACCCUGCUUAUGGCCUUGCUUGCUGGUAGGACCCCGACCCGGCUCAUCUCCAUGGCUUCUGGGGGGUCCUGGCUCCUCUCCGCAGCACCAGUGGCUGAGACGCUGCCCAGAAUGUUUGCAGAGUGGUCUGGGGGCUGGAGCCAGCAGUGCUGGGAUGGG
Messenger RNA from Neopsephotus bourkii (Bourke's parrot), 897 nucleotides. RefSeq lists its product as uncharacterized. Lineage: Eukaryota; Metazoa; Chordata; Aves; Psittaciformes; Psittacidae. The coding region runs from base 99 to 713 and encodes 204 amino acids. The transcript is spliced from 3 exons. The record is from RefSeq and is a predicted model, not a curated record.